Striga hermonthica is the source of this 1920-nucleotide messenger RNA. Lineage: Eukaryota; Viridiplantae; Streptophyta; Magnoliopsida; Lamiales; Orobanchaceae. The record is from the annotation of a GenBank genome assembly.
AUGAAAGUAUGUUGGCCUAGCUGCCACGCGAACUCGGUUUUGCUGCGAGUGGACGACACGGGGGUGUUUAGCAUGGUCGCGACCUCAGGGUCGUUGGCGAGUUCGUGCCUGGUGUGCGCAGUGGACUCGCGCGCUCGCGAAGGGAGUCUCGCAGCGAGCGCUGAUGCUGGUUGGGCGUCACUCAUGCGCUUGCGACUGGUGGUUCGCUGCGAACGAGCGCGGGUCUUCUUUCGCUCAGGGUCGCGCGCACGUGAACGGUCGUUCACAGCGAGUGGCGCACUGUCUCUCGUGGACGGGUCUCACAGGUCGUCUCUGGCGCUCGCGGACCAAGUUUCGCAACGAGGGUCCGGCUGCUCAUGGGCCAUGUCGCGCGCUCGCGAACAACAUUUCACGGCGAGUGGGCUACAAGCUGGUCGUCCCCGCACCCUGGCUGCCCUCCCCAUUGUCGACGUCAAGAUCUUCAAUGUCCUCGAUUUUGGCGCCAAACCCGGAAAACAACAAAAAAGCACCCAGGCUUUUAUGGAUACAUGGAGAGCGGCGUGUGACUAUGUGGGCCAUGCCGCAAAGAUGGUGAUCCCGCCUGGAGUUUACAAACUGGGCCAAGUCCUGUUCCAGGGCCCAUGCAAGAGCCAGAAUCCCGUCGUUAUUCUGCUGCAGGGGACAGUGCAGGCUCUGUCCGACAUGUCAGCUUAUCCCGACCAAGGGUGGAUUAUGUUCGACGAGAUCAACGGCCUUGUUUUCACUGGCGGUGGCACGAUCGACGGUCAGGGCCAGAACGUGUGGGAGUACAACGACUGCAAGACAAACCCGAGCUGCACCCAUCUGCCAGCUACGAUAUACAUGAGCAAAGUGCAGAACGCGAAGGUGAAGGGGAUAAGCAUUGUGAACAGCAUGGGUUUCAACAUGCACGUCACGGAGAGUUACCUCGUCCGACUCCAUACGCUCACAAUCGACAACCCGGCAGACUCGCCCAACACCGACGGCCUCCACAUCAGCAAAUCCAACACCAUAAAGGUCUCCCGAAGCAUCAUCAGGACAGGGGACGACUGUGUCUCGGUCGGCCAAGGAUCCACCAACAUCACGAUCAACAAACUCACAUGUGGGCCCGGCCACGGCAUCAGCGUUGGGAGCCUUGGAAAGGUGCCAAACGAAAUGGACGUGAAAGGGCUCAUUGUGAAGAACAGCACGUUGAUAGGCACGACAAAUGGCGUCAGGAUCAAGACAUGGCCAGGCUCACCCCCAAGCACUGCAUCUGGCAUGCUCUUCAAGGACAUUGUCAUGGUAAACGUAAAGAACCCCAUCGUCAUCAACCAGAACUAUGGGUCGACCUCCACAAAGCCGUCUCAAGUGAAAAUCAGAGAUAUAAUCUACCAAAACAUCAUAGGGACGACAAUAUCACCGGUUGCAAUCAACUUAAUGUGCAGCUCAUCCGUACCGUGCCAAAACGUGCGGUUUCAGAACAUUAACCUGAAGCACAUAAGCAACGAGAAACUUUCGUCCACCUCGGAUGUGAAGGUGAAACUGGAGGUCGACCGGCAGAAGAACCGGCUGCAUGCUGUCGACGGCUUUGCGGAUGCCCAACGGGCAGCCGAGAAGGGGAAUCUCGAAGAGGCACGCGCGAUUCUGUCGAGCACAAGGUCAUCUGUUUCGGCCUCGGCGUCGGGCCAGGCGGGAGAUGGGCUCUUGCUGCAGCUUGAGGCGGAAAUGAGAGAGACUGAGGAGAAAAUGGGUUCUACGAGGACGUACGAUCAGCUGGGCCGGGCCUAUGCCCUGUCGAGUAUGAGUGCCCACGCGAUUCAGAGGGCCUCUACCAGGUCUGGUACUUCUGGGGAUGCCUAUGUGACCCCUAAUAUGGCUAAUAUGGUGAGCAAGUGUCAUCAAGUCGUCAAGAUUGAACAUGUUAAGAAGGAAGAAGAUUAG